AAAGAGUACUUCUCUACUAAAACAGAUGUAAAAGGGAGUAUAAUAAAAUAGGUAACAAACAUCCAAACAAGGUGUAACAUUAAAAAAAAAAAAUGAAAAUAGUAAUGCCACCAACUCUCACCAUAUAAUCAAUCAUAUAUUAUAAUUAUGCGUCUCUUUCGACUUCACGACUUACUGAAUUCAGUGAUUUGUUUAAUGCAGCCCGCCAGCAGCAACUCCUCACGUGGGCAUUAGCGAAUCAACAGAUUUCCCUUUUAUAAAAUAUUGUAUGUAAAGAAUCAGGGAAGAACUGGAAGUGGUGGAGAUAUCUUUGGUGUCGUUGUUCAAGUUAUACAAACUAGAAGAAGAAGUGGAAAGAGCACGGAGGGAGGAAGAAGCAUGGGGGAUUCUCAGUUGGUUCACCCUCCUUUAUUCACUUAUAUCUCAAUGCUCACUCUUCUCACUAUAGUACCCCCUUUUGUUAUUCUCAUGUGGUAUACAAAUGUUCAUGCUGACGGAUCUGUAUUGCAAACAUUUAAUUUCCUAAAGGAGAAUGGCCUGCAAGGACUAAUUGACAUUUGGCCAAGACCCACUGCGGUUGCGGGAAAAAUAAUAAUUUGCUAUGCUCUAUUUGAGGCUAUACUUCAGCUUUUGUUGCCUGGUAAAAGGGUCGAAGGACCGAUAUCUCCAACUGGACACAGGCCAGUCUAUAAGGCAAAUGGCGUGGCAGCAUAUAUAGUGACGCUAAUUACCUAUCUCAGUCUUUGGUGGUUUGGAAUAUUCAAUCCUACCAUUGUGUAUGAUCAUCUGGGAGAGAUUCUUUCUACUCUAAAUUUUGGAAGCUUAAUCUUCUGUCUCUUCUUAUACAUAAAAGGUCAUGUUGCACCAUCUUCCACUGAUCACGGUUCAUCAGGGAACAUAAUUAUCGACUACUAUUGGGGGAUGGAGCUAUAUCCUCGCAUUGGCAAGCACUUUGAUAUCAAGGUCUUCACAAACUGUCGAUUUGGCAUGAUUUCUUGGGCAGUCCUCCCUAUUACCUACUGUAUAAAGCAGUAUGAAGAAUAUGGAAAUCUCUCUGAUUCCAUGCUUGUACAUACCAUAAUAACGUUGGUGUAUGUCACGAAAUUCUUUUGGUGGGAAGCAGGUUACUGGAACACCAUGGAUAUUGCACAUGACAGAGCCGGCUUUUACAUAUGCUGGGGUUGUUUGGUAUUUCUUCCAUGUAUAUAUACUUCUCCCGGCAUGUACCUUGUCAAACACCCUGUAAAUCUUGGACCUCAGCUUGCAAUUUCUAUUCUAGUAGCUGGUAUUCUCUGCGUAUACAUAAACUAUGACUGUGACAGACAGAGGCAAGAGUUCCGCAAAACAAAUGGCAAAGCGCUUGUCUGGGGAAGGCCUCCAUCGAAGAUUGUUGCCUCAUACACUACUACCACUGGUGAGACUAAAACCAGCCUUCUCCUGACAUCUGGAUGGUGGGGCUUAUCCCGACACUUCCAUUAUGUUCCAGAAAUACUAGCUUCAUUUUUCUGGUGUGUGCCGGCUCUUUUCAACCAUUUCAUUCCCUACUUCUAUGUAAUCUAUCUGAUAGUCCUCCUUCUUGAUCGAGCCAAAAGGGAUGAUGAACGGUGCAAGUCAAAGUAUGGCAAAUACUGGAAAAAGUAUUGCGACAAGGUGCCUUACCGGGUCAUCCCCGGAAUUUACUAGUUGUUCUUAUUGGUUUGUCAAGAAUUUGAGCUUCAAAUGAUGAACGAACGUUGAAAGGGUGGUUGUCCCAGAGCAAUACAUGUUUUCCUCCCUUUCUCCAGAUACUCAUUCUAGAUCUUUAAUUAGUGCUGCUGCUAGCUAGUAUAUUUCAGUUGUAUUUUAGAUUUUAGACUAUGAUAGUCCUUUUCAAUAAAGUACUUUUAGUUGAACUAGCAUAUCCCAUUUCUAUGGUUGCUGCAACAACAUGAAUAAAAGCCAGCUUGAAAUAUCAUUCCAA
Capsicum annuum is the source of this 1960-nucleotide messenger RNA. RefSeq names its product 7-dehydrocholesterol reductase. Lineage: Eukaryota; Viridiplantae; Streptophyta; Magnoliopsida; Solanales; Solanaceae. Gene Ontology annotation, biological process: sterol biosynthetic process; brassinosteroid biosynthetic process. The transcript has 13 exons. Gene Ontology annotation, molecular function: oxidoreductase activity, acting on the CH-CH group of donors, NAD or NADP as acceptor. The record is from RefSeq and is a predicted model, not a curated record. Gene Ontology annotation, cellular component: endoplasmic reticulum membrane. Bases 379 to 1683 code for a protein of 434 amino acids.